CGGAUAAUAACCGUUUUUAACGGAUGCGGAUAUUUUCUAUAUAAACGGAUACGGAUGCGGACGGUAAUCGAAUUUUCGGUUAUCCGUUUACAGCCCUAGAUCUAAACAUGCGUGCAGGGGUAUAAUAGGGCUUUGAGAUUUCAUCGGUCUCUCUCAAACUCUACAUUUAUUGAGGAGUAAUGUCUUUCCUAAAAUUAUGUCCCAAACUCCACAUUUCUCGCUCAAACAUUCUUUAUCCAUCGCUGACCUUUUGGCUAGCGUAGAGCAAAAGGCUGCCGGAGAAGACGAGGUUACUGUCAGAUCUCAUCAUGAGCGGCUUCAGCGGUGAAACCCACCAGCGCCGCGACGGAGCCAAGUUAGAGGAACGACUAGCGACAGACGAAAUUGACAAGUUGUCCUGUAGAACGACUAGCUCCAGGGGAGUGCGCAGCUCAUUACCCAGGCUGCAGGCACUCGUUCAGACUCAUAGGGCUCAUUUUCUUGCCAUCUUGGAGCCUUUUGUAAAAGAAGAUAAAAUUCAGCUCUAUGCCAAAAAACUUGGUUUCUCCUCUCACAUGGUUGUGUUGAAUAAUAAGGCUUGGAUCUUUUGGGACAUUUCUACUCUCCAGUGGGUUAGCACCAAAAGUGAUGCUCAACUUGUUAGCCUAGAAUUCCAAGAUCUCAUUUCUAGUAAUCAUCUCCUUAUAUCUACUAUCUAUGGGAAGCACUCUGAUGUUGAGAGACGUGGUCUCUGGGAAGCAAUGCUAGAACACAUGCCAGCUGACAUGGCAUGGUUUGCUGGUGGAGACUUCAACAUUGUUGCCUCACUGGAUGAACACAAGGGUAGUUCUCACCCCAGUGCCAAGGGCAUGGCUGAAUUCAAUGAUUGCAUACUAGCUUGUGGACUCAAUAACAUUAACCCCUCCGGAGGUAUUUUCACUUCGAGUGGCAGGAGACCUACUGGAAUGGAGCAUUGGGAGAGCAGCAGGAAUGUGAAUGGCAUGAUUGGCUUUGCUGAAAAAUUAAAAACACUCAAAGGUGUUAUCAGAACUUGGAGUAAAGAAGUCUAUGGGGACAUUUUUCAAAAUGUUAAGAAUGCAGAACUACUAGCCUCUGAAGCACAGGCCAAAUACGAGUAUAACCCCUCAGAGGACCACAGAGCUCAAGCUAACCUUGCAGCUGCCAAACUCAUUCAAGCUUGCAAAUUGGAAACUAGUUUCUGGCAGCAAAAAUCCAGAGUUACUUGGCUAAAGGAAGGGGACUCCAACACCAAGUUUUAUCAUGCUUUUGUCAAGGGGAAGAGGUCAAAACUCAAGAUUACUAAUAUCAAGGAUGACAUGGGCUUAAGCCAUGUGGAUGAGGAUAAGAUUGGAGAGAGUGCAGUUCAUCACUUUACUUCCCUUUUCUCUGAAAACAAAACAUCAGACCCGACGAAUAUCCUUAGCCUCAUUCCCACCAACAUUACCGAGGAGGAUAAUCUUUUUAUGAGGAAGCUCCCUGAUCUUGAGGAAAUCAAAGGGGCGGUAUGGUCUUUGAAUGAGGAUGCUGCGGGAGGGCCAGAUGGUUUCAAUGGGAGGUUCUUCAGAGGGUGUUGGGAUUUCAUCCAACAUGAUCUUCUCCAAGCCUGUCAAGAGUUUUUCAUUGGUGUUAAAGUUCCCCCGACCUAUGGCAGCACCAUAAUCACCCUUAUCCCUAAGGUUGACAAUCCCAUCAAAUGGAAAGAUUACAGGCCCAUCUCCCUGUCCGUCCACCUUCAUGAGCAAGAUUACUACACGUAUCCUGGCCACCAGACUGAGCACACUGCUGCAUAAAAUUAUUGGGCCUGAACAAGUAGGUUUUCAAAAGGGAAAAUCAGUUGAUGAUCAAAUCCUCUUGGCACAAGAAAUGGCUCAUCAACUA
Molecule: messenger RNA, 1878 nt
Organism: Cuscuta campestris
Lineage: Eukaryota; Viridiplantae; Streptophyta; Magnoliopsida; Solanales; Convolvulaceae
Source: the annotation of a GenBank genome assembly